GAUGCUCCCAAGAAGAUUUUUUUUUUCCCAUGCACAGAAGAGGAAACAAUCUUCAAGACAUGAGUAACAUUAUUUUAAAGCAAACAAUCAAAUCAUAUUAUGCUGUAUUGUUCAGAACCUUCACACAAAUGCAUGACUUUCUUAGCCAUUAUUGGACACUCAAGUUGUACAGUGUAAUGAAAGAUUCUUCACAAAAACUCUGAAGGAAACCAAAUGUUUCCUAUGACUCUUCUUUUGUCACCUGAUGAUAAAAUAAAAUGCAUCUAUCUCUGGAUCAGAUUCAAGAAAAUGUUCAAUUUCACUGAUGUGACAGAAUUUAUUCUUUUGGGAUUAACUAGUCAACCUGAAUUACAGCUCCUUUUCUUUGUGGUUUUCUUACUGGUCUACAUCAUCACUUUGGUUGGGAACAUUGGCAUGAUCAUAUUAAUCAGGAUCAGUCCCCAGCUCAAUAGCCCCAUGUACUUUUUCCUCUGUCACUUGUCUUUUGCAGAUGUGUGGUUCUCCUCUAACAUCACUCCAAAAAUGUUGGAAAAUUUGUUAUCUGAGACCAAAACCAUUUCCUAUCCUGGAUGUAUAGUGCAGUGCUUUUUCUUCAUCGCUUUUGUCCAUGUAGAAGUCUUCAUCCUUGCUGUGAUGGCUUUCGAUAGAUACAUGGCAAUUGGAAACCCUCUACUUUAUGGCAGCAGAAUGUCAAGAACUGUCUGUAUUCGACUGAUCUCUUUCCCUUAUAUAUAUGGCUUUUUUAUCAGCUUGAUCUCAACACUCUGGACCCAUGGUUUGUACUUCUGUGGAAACAUCGAGAUCAACCAUUUCUACUGUGCAGAUCCAGCUCUUAUCAAAAUGGCCUGUGCAGGGACUUUCAUUAAAGAAUACACUAUGCGCACACUGGCAGGUCUCAACUUCUCUUAUUCCUUAUUGGUCAUUAUUGUCUCCUACAUUUUCAUCCUCAUUGCCAUCUUAAGAAUGCGCUCAGCAGAAGGGAGAAAGAAAGCUUUCUCCACAUGUGGGUCCCACUUGACAGCUGUCACCAUAUUUUAUGGAACUCUCUUCUUUAUGUAUCUUAGAAGCCCAACUGAGGAGUCCGUGGAGCAGGGAAAAAUGGUGGCUGUUUUUUAUACAACAGUCAUUCCUAUGUUGAACCCCAUGAUUUACAGUCUCAGGAACAAAGACGUAAAGGAGGCCAUGAGCAAAGUGAUGAGUAGAGCAUUUUAAAAUUAAUAAGAACUUAAAAUGCACUGUGAGCUUUUAGUUCAUUAGAAG
Molecule: messenger RNA, 1260 nt
Organism: Cebus imitator (Panamanian white-faced capuchin)
Lineage: Eukaryota; Metazoa; Chordata; Mammalia; Primates; Cebidae
Product: olfactory receptor 5M3-like
Exons: 4
Coding region: 214-1212 (332 amino acids)
Biological process (GO): G protein-coupled receptor signaling pathway; sensory perception of smell
Cellular component (GO): membrane
Molecular function (GO): G protein-coupled receptor activity; odorant binding; olfactory receptor activity
Source: RefSeq, a predicted model, not a curated record